CAAACAGGGUUACAUGCCCAUAUACAUAUACCAUACGCCUAAAUAAUAGAAUAUUCCCUCAAAAACCAACCCACAGUUACAAUUAUAAGCAACCACACCAAUGUCCUCCGUUUCUUCAUCAUCUUCGACUUUUCUUCUUCAUGAUUUUUUACCCUCUUUAAUAAUUCAUACAUGACUUUAGUAUAGUGUCCGGAUAAUUCAACAUUGUAUCAACGAAAAAAAUUGCAUCCACCACCGGUAACUUUUUCAAAUCUACAGUCAUAGAAUAUUCUACCCAGAUUAAAUGGUGACCACGAAAGUUUUAAAGGAGCAAUUUGGCCACAUUUGCAAUUAAAAACGGGUUCCAUUGAAAUAGCAGAAGUAGGGAGGGAGAAGAAAAGAAAUUUUCUUCAAAGGGAGGAAGAAGAUAGACGCGGCCGGAGAGGAGUUGAAAAGUGAAAUAAAUUUUUAGGGUUGGGUUUGAGAAUUUAAAUUAGGGAGUUCAUUAAGCUUUUUUUUUUGGAAUUUCACAAAAAAUCCGUUUAUUAUCGAUAGGAUGACUUAUACACGCGCGAAUCCGGAGGUGUGUUACACGCGACGGGAGAUGACUAGGUCGAGUGUUUAUUGAGUUCAAUUUUUGGUUAGUUGAAAUGUUUAAAUGAAAAGGGUGUUAGUUAUGGGUUCAAAUGGUCAUUGGGACACUUAAAAGGCGCUUUAUCUAUUUCGCCAAAAUAAAACUUGCGUUAUAUUUCUUUCUCCAUUAAAUAGAGCGAAGUCUCAACUUACCGCCGGACCUUCAUUACCGCCGAUCUCUUCUCGCUGGACUUCCAUUACCGCCGGUGAUCUCUUUCCUUGUCUCUCUCCCUUUAGAUGUAGAGGACUCGAGGAGGACAAAGUUGUAAUUCAGGGGCUGGAAGUCCAAGAAUGGUGGUGGUGUCAGGAACUAAUAAUGCCUUCGGCAAAGAAAUGGCCAUCAGAAAACGCAUUGCCAGCAUCUUUAAUAAAAGAGAAGAGGAUUUCCCGUCAUUGCGCGAGUACAAUGAUUAUUUAGAGGAAGUGGAGGAUAUGAUAUUCAAUUUAAUUGAAGGAAUAGAUGUUCCCGCUAUUGAGGCAAAGAUUGCACAGUACCAGAGAGAAAAUGCAGAGCAAAUCAUGAUUGCUCAAGCACGUAAGGCUGAAGAAUAUGCAGCAGCCUUGGCAGCCAGCAAGGGACAGCCUACACAGCCUGAUGGUGAUGCAGCUUUGGGCCAAGGCCCUCAGGCAGGGUCUAGUACUGGUCCACAAGGGCACUAUGCCCCUGCAGUUGCCGGAGGUAUAGCUCAGCCACGGCCAACACAGCCUCUUCCAGUUGGAUCAAUUCCAGGGUUAGAGUAUGAAGAUGAAGAAACGAUGAAACUAAGAGCUGAGAAGGCUGCUAGGGCUGGAGGGUGGAGUCUAGAGAUAAGCAGGAAAAGGGCACUUGAAGAAGCCUUUGGAAGCCUAUGGGUCUGAAUAUAGCUAUAUGUCUCCAAGACAGUCUUCAGCUGAGGGUGAUUCUUGCAAAAAUUCUGUGAAAUAGCUAUUCGUUCCGGAUUACUCAGAGCAGAGCAUACCAUUUAACGGAGCAGCAUUCCAGCAUUCGGCAUGGCAUUUUUUGUUCUUAGAUGGUAUCUUGUAAAACUUUCCAAAUUCUGGCUUGUCAUUAAAUAUCUUUGGUCUUUGUUAGACCUCAGUUUGCGUCUCCACAUGGUCUUUGACUCUCCGCAUGGACUGUGGACAUCAUGCUAUUUAUUCUGGGGAAUUUUGGUUCUUAUCUAACUAAUUUUCUUUUUUGAGCUCUAUAUUUCCUUUUAUGCACAAUUUAGGUUCCACAUUACUUUGUUCUGGAUUAAACUGGGCUAGCAAGCUUACCAGUAUUUGGCACUUC
Messenger RNA from Nicotiana tabacum (common tobacco), 1885 nucleotides. RefSeq lists its product as uncharacterized. Gene Ontology annotation, cellular component: transcription factor TFIIH holo complex. Gene Ontology annotation, biological process: regulation of transcription by RNA polymerase II; DNA repair. NCBI's taxonomy places the organism in Eukaryota, Viridiplantae, Streptophyta, Magnoliopsida, Solanales, Solanaceae. The record is from RefSeq and is a predicted model, not a curated record.